AACACCAGUCAAACCGUAACAGCUAGUGCUACAAAGCGGAUGUAGUAUCUACGUCUUUAUGGCCUUUAGACACAGAGCAAGCUGCUAAAUAAACAUGGCAGAAAACAAAGUGGACGCUAGCCGUAAAGCUAGUGAGUCCACGCAUGAUAAUUCAGGUGGUUCAGCGUCGCCGGAGUGUCCUGAAGAUAAAGCCGCGGGAAGCAGCACGUCUCCUCCGUACAGUCAGGAUCUCCGGAGCGUCCUGGUCACCAGCGUUUUAAACCUGGAGACGCUCGACGUAGACUUGUACAGAGGGACUCACCACUGGGUGCCUCGCACUCAGCGUUUGUUUGGGGGUCAGAUAGUGGGCCAGGCCCUGGUGGCUGCUGCCAAAUCUGUCAGUGAUAACCUCUACGCCCACUCUCUCCACUGCUACUUUGUAAGAGCAGGGGAUCCGAAGGUUCCCGUUCUGUACCAGGUGGAACGCACGAGAGACGGUCGCAGUUUCGCAGUGCGCUCCGUGAAGGCCAUCCAGCAUGGAAAACCCAUACUCAUCUGCCAAGCGUCCUUCCACAUGCUGCAGCCCAGUCCCCUGCAGCACCAGUUCACCAUGCCCACUGUGCCUCAGCCCGAAGACCUCCUCACAGCAGAGCAGCUCAUCCAGCUUUAUUUAAGUAAACCAGACCUGGCAGAGAAUGCAAAACAAGGCCUCAACAAACUGCUGGCUAAUGAAGUCCCCAUUGAAAUAAAACCAGUCAACCCACCACAGUUUUACAAGCACACCGCAACCGAGGCGAGGAAGCUGUUCUGGGUGCGAGCGCGAGGAUAUAUCGGUGAAGGCAACAUGAAGCUGCAUUGCUGCGUGGCGGCGUACGUGUCUGACUUUGCGUUCCUGGGCACCGCACUGCUGCCUUAUCCCCACUACAGGGCCCACUUCUCAGCCUCGCUGGACCACGCCAUGUGGUUCCACAGCACUUUCCGCAGCGAUGAGUGGAUGUUGUAUGAGUGUGAGAGUCCGUGGGCAGGAGGCAGCAGGGGACUUGUUCAAGGGCGACUGUGGAGAAGAGACGGGGUGCUGGCUGCCUCGUGCUCCCAGGAGGGCGUCUUGAGAGUGAAACCAGUCCCAGAGCCCAGCAAACUAUAAGCACAUUUCUAACAUGUAUCAUGUGUAUAUUUUAAUCAUAGAAGUUUUAUUUAAUUUUAAGAUGCAAAAAUAGUAAUAUAACAUGAGUUUAUGAUGGUUUUAUUAUGAACAUGCAAACAUUUCAUUCAUAUUUCAUUUCCUAACAAUAAAUAAUAUAUAAU
Scomber scombrus (Atlantic mackerel) is the source of this 1284-nucleotide messenger RNA. RefSeq names its product acyl-CoA thioesterase 8 (gene acot8). NCBI's taxonomy places the organism in Eukaryota, Metazoa, Chordata, Actinopteri, Scombriformes, Scombridae. Gene Ontology annotation, molecular function: fatty acyl-CoA hydrolase activity. Gene Ontology annotation, cellular component: peroxisomal matrix. The transcript is spliced from 6 exons. Gene Ontology annotation, biological process: acyl-CoA metabolic process; fatty acid catabolic process. The record is from RefSeq and is a predicted model, not a curated record. Bases 95 to 1123 code for a protein of 342 amino acids.